CGAUAUCCCCCAUUUGUCAAAAUGCCUUGGAUAAUUUAUAGCAGCUUCCAGAAGGCUGAACCGAAGACCUAGCAUUAGCUCAUCUCCCGACUACAGAGAUCAGUUUCCCUGGAGAAAAUGGAUGCUUUGGAGGGUGGACUCUAAGGCAGUGCUGGCAGUGAUGGAGGUCAAGCUGUGAGAGAUGGGCUAGGCCUCGUUUGCCGUGCUGGAGGAGACAGAAUGGCCGCCAAGCGCACGACAGCUGUCCACUUGGGCCUCAAGUUCCAGGCCGCCCAAGAGCAGGGGUUCUACCCACCACAAAUAAAGAUGGAGGAGGACGAGGAGGAGGACGAGGACGAAAGAGCAAAAGGCCCCCGAGUGAUCCAGGCCGGGAGACUGAGAGAUGUCCUAGGAUGGGUGGCACCAGACCAGGUGAAACAGGAGCCGGAUGAAGAGCUGCCCCCGUGCUGGGAGACACUGGCUCAGGAGCACUUGAAGGUGGUCCCCUCACCGCAUUCAGGAUGGGGGAACCCCCAGCAGCCGGAUGAGGUUCUGUGGGAAAGAGCCAAGAGGCAGGAGCAGCAGGUACCAGUGCUGUUUGAAGAGAUGGACACCCAUUCCCCUGAGUCAGAGCACCUCUUGGUGGAUAGGCGGAGACUUCUCCGGAGGGAGGUGCAGCAUGGGCUUGAGGGGGAGGCAGUGACCGUCGGCACAAUUGUACGGAUGCACGGUUUCCCAAAGAUGAGCCGCCGGGGCACCAACUGGUCCUAUGCCGAAGUUGCCGACCUCUUAGACGUUUGGGGAGAGCAAAGGAUCCAGCGAGUCCUGCAAAGCAGCCACCGCAACAUGGACACCUUCCAGGUCAUCGCCAACGAGAUGGCCAAGCGGGGGCACGAGCGGACGGCCCAGGAGUGCCGGACGAAAACCAAAACCAUGAGGAGGGACUACAAGAAGGCCAAGGAGAACAGCGGGACUGGGAGGGGGCGCGCCGCAUGCCCCUUUUACGACCAACUGGAACAGAUUUUGGAUUCUAGCGCCCAAGCCUCUGUAAGAGUCCGGGAUUUCGCCCAUCCCGAGGAGUCAGGUGGAGAAGGCGAUACUCCCCUGGGAGGCCUGGGGGAGGGGAUCCCGCACGAAGAGAACAAGGACUAUCUGGAGAGCCAGGACGUCUUUGAUCCCGGCGCCCAGUUUUCCAUUGAACUCGUGGAUUCGAUGGACUCCAGCCCCGCGGAAUGCAAAAUGGAGGACACCUUUGAGGAGGAACCAAUUUGCACUCCUCAGCCGGGCACGGAAGCUGACCCCUUCCCUAGUCGGUUGCCCCCUGCCCCGCACAGUAUCCCGGGCAGCCCAGCCACCCCCGGCUCCACGGCAGACGUACACGCCACCCCUUCCCACAGCCCGUUACCCGGCCCCACAGGUCUUUCGGCCGCGGAACGUCUCGCCAACCUCCGGAACCGACAUAAGAAAACCAGGAACGAUUUGGCCAUGGAAUUGGCGAAAGCAGCGGACCGGCGGAUGCAGACAGCCACUCACAGGAUCUUGUCCGCUCUGGAUGGUUAUGCCAAGGCGGAGCUGGAGGAGCGUGAGAAAGAUCGGGUGGGCACAGAACAGAUUAUCGCUAUCAUGAACCGCCAGACGGAACUGCUGGAGCUCUUAAUACGGCAGCAGUCUUCGGCACCAGCAGCUGUGUCCCCGGCGCCCUCGUGGCAUGUGUGGACCCCACGGACCGGGCAGUCAAGCCACCGCCCCACGGGCCCUUCUUCCUCCCGUCUGGGGGUCCCCAGGCGGCCGUUGACGCCCAGAGCUCGGAACAGACGGAGACCUCAGAACUACAGCCCGUGAGAACGUCCACUUCCGCUAGGGAGUUCCAAGUUUAUGAUUUGCGGUUGUUUAUUUUUAACUGCGAGAGGUAUUUAUUCACACAUAGGGCAGAAGGCAGUGUUUUAUUUCUAACUUUGACCCCAACAGCCGAAGUUUGCAUCAAAAUCUUUCUCGUUAGUUUUGUUUCCAAACUGAGAGCCAGUUUGGUGUAGUGGUUAAGUGUGCGGACUCUAAUC
Gekko japonicus is the source of this 2036-nucleotide messenger RNA. RefSeq lists its product as uncharacterized. The transcript has 5 exons. The record is from RefSeq and is a predicted model, not a curated record. Lineage: Eukaryota; Metazoa; Chordata; Lepidosauria; Squamata; Gekkonidae. The coding region runs from base 220 to 1821 and encodes 533 amino acids.